This is a messenger RNA of Chenopodium quinoa (quinoa), 2371 nucleotides long. RefSeq lists its product as uncharacterized. The record is from RefSeq and is a predicted model, not a curated record. Bases 668 to 1861 code for a protein of 397 amino acids. Lineage: Eukaryota; Viridiplantae; Streptophyta; Magnoliopsida; Caryophyllales; Amaranthaceae. The transcript has a single exon.
AUAAUAUUGCAAAACAUAUCCUUCCAUUUUCUCCCGUUUACUUGUUCUUAGCAAACGAGUAACGACGUGUUCAAGGCGUGUAGAAUAGCGUGUCCAAAAAAGUGCGUCCUACCCCUUUUCUCCUUCUUAAUUUUAGCCUCCUCUGAUAAUAAAUUAACCUUUCCUAAUUUCAUAUUACCACCAUUAACAUCCUACUUAACACAGUAAAAAUUAAUUUCCUAAUUUUGGCUCUUCUUACCCAAAAAAAAAAAAAAAAAUUAUAAUUUCACCCUCCCCACCCAUAAAACGCGGUGCUUCAUCUCCUCAUAUAACUCCACCCUCUCUGCCUUAGGGUUCUCUCAUCCACCCCACCCCCAUUUUCUCUCUCCUAAAUUUUCUGCGAUCUUCAAUCUUUUCGUCAAUUAUCAACCUCUCUUUUCAUUUUUUUUCAUUUUUCCCUUUCUGGGUAUUUCUUGAUUUCUUCAAUUUUCACAAUUUUUAGACAUCUUUUUGCAAUUUUUUCAAUACCCAAAUCAAAAAAAUUGUGAAAUGCCGGCAAAAGAUUAGAUUUUGAUGAACUUUUUGUAUCUGGUUAUCUCAUAAUUUCUCCAAAAAUCUCAAUUUUUUCGUCAUUGAUUGAAUUUAAUUAUACCCAAAUAAAAAUAAUUAGUGGUAUUUUCUCUGAGAAAUGCCCGCAACAGAUUACCAAGGUUCAGGAAGUCCGUUGACGAAUUUCGGCCGUUCGAUUUUGAGUAUAAGACGUGAUCAAGGUCAAGUUCAUUCAACAAUGGAGGGUUCACAUGACCCAACAAAUCAAGAAUUCGAGCUCGAAACGUUUCAAAAACAAGUAGCAGAGCAAUUCAAUGAGUUAUCAUCAGCAGGUUCAGAUGAGCUACUUUCUCUUUCUUGGGUUCGUAAUUUGUUAGAUGUUUUCAUUUGUUGUCAAGAAGAAUUUCGUAUUGUUUUGUUUAAUAAUAAAGGGUAUUUGAAUCGAGCACCAAUGGACCGAUUAAUUGGUGAAUUUUAUGAAAGAAGUGUUAAAGCUCUUGAUGUUUGUAAUGCAAUUAGAGAUGGAAUUGAACAGGUUAGACAAUGGGAGAAAUUGUUGGAAAUUGUGAUUUGUGCUCUUGAUAAUCAGAAGAGUUUAGGUGAAGGUCAAAUUCGCAGGGCGAAAAAAGCUUUGAUUGAUCUCUUGAUUGGAAUGUUGGAUGAGAAGGAAUCGAACGCGGCUCUAGCACAUAGGAAUAGGUCAUUUGGAAGGAAUAAUGGUAGUAGUGGUGGCGGCAAGGAUCAGCAGAAGAAUAUGGGACAUUUCCGGUCACUAUCUUGGAGUGUUUCGAGGUCGUGGUCGGCCUCGAGGCAGCUCCAAGCAAUGGGGUAUAAUCUGAAUGCUCCAAGGGCGAAUGAUGUUAUGGCAACUAAUGGACUUGCUGUUGCUGUGUACACUAUGAGUUGUGUGUUGUUAUUGGUAAUGUGGGCAUUAGUAGCUGCUAUUCCUUGCCAGGACCGCGGACUGCAGACGCAUUUUUCGAUCCCUAGACAGUUCAUUUGGGGACCCCUGGUUUCGUCAAUUCAUGAGAGGAUCUUGGAGGAGAGUAAGAAGAAGGAUAGGAAGAAUGCUUGUGGAUUGUUGAAAGAGAUAUAUCAGACUGAGAAAUGGACUCGUCAAAUGAAUGAAUUACUCGAUUCGUUGCAAUUCCCAUUGUCGGAGGAGAAGGAGGCUGAGGUUAGGCAACGAGUCGAGGAGCUUAAGCAGGUUUUCGAGACUCUGAAACAAGGGCUAUACCCCUUGGAGAGGCAGGUCAGAGAGGUGUUUCAUCGGAUUGUUAGGAGUCGAACUGAAGGGCUCGAUUCGUUGGGUCGUGCAGGCAGUUCUGAAUGAAAAUCGACUGCUUUCGAUAGUUUGGAUUACAUUGGAUAGAUGGAAUACAUUUGUUUUGUGGAGUUUUUGGUUUCUAAUGGGUAGCAAAAUCAACAUUGAUGCUGCUUUACCAAGAAAUAUGUGGAUUAGAAAAUGAAUGUGUCUUGUAUUUAUGAUUGUGAUCAGCAUCAAAUAUAAUUGUGUAGAUUAAGAAAACAAAAAAAUGUUGGGAUCUUCUUGAUCCAUAAUUCAGCUGCUGUUGUUGCUGGGAUUAUCUGUAGUCUGUCAGGAUGCUGUUGCUGUUUGUAUAAUCCAGAGUUUCAGACAGGCUUUUUGCUUCUGGGUUGUGUAGUUGAACAAUGUUCUUCAAUCUUGACUGCUUCUUUCUUUCUUUUUUUUUUUUUUUUAGGUUUUGAAAUUAGUGUUUUUUUUUUUUUUUUUUAAAAAAAAUUUAUGUGUAUUUAGGAUUUCUUUUUUCUUGGGAUUAUGGAUAUUGGAUACUUAACUUCUGUAAGAAGAAAGAAAUUUUUU